UCCUCUUUGAACUCUUCGGAGUUUCCAAGUUUUCACCUCUCGAAAUUUAAUCUGUGUGAUUUCCAGGAUAUCUCAACGACCUCAUACGUGACGGGAACAUCGUUCAGCAAGCGCAGAGCACUUUCACUGACAAUAUGUGGCUACCGUGCGGUUGCACUUCCAAGUACGUCGCUUCUUCUUUCGCUCGUCGGAUUCUUGCUUCUUAUCUCCAUGUUUCGGGUCGAAGUCGGUGCAACGUCGCGGCGUUCAUGCCGGAGGCUGCGGGCUUAGAGGGGGUGUCGGGCCGCGCGGCGCUGCGGGAGUUGUCCGUCUCCAACAGUGAGAGCUUCUGGGCCGCUGUGGCGCGCCACAGGCUCUGCUGGAGCACUGCUUUCCACACCGUGCAGGACUGUGACCUGAGCCGAGGCAAGAUCAAGUGGUUCGAGGGAGGAAAGCUGAAUGUGUCCGUGAACUGCUUGGACCGCCAUGUGCACACCUGUCCUGAGAGGGUGGCUCUGAUCUGGGAGAGAGAUGAAAAGGGGUCAGAGAUGAAGUACACGUACGGAGAGUUGCUGGAGAUGACCUGUCGACUGGGCAAUCUGUUAAGGCGGCAUGGUGUGAAGAGGGGGGACUGCGUCACCAUCUACAUGCCUACCUGCCCGCUGGCCGUGGCGUCCAUGUUGGCCUGUGCCCGCAUUGGUGCGGCCCACAACGUGGUGUUUGCGGGCUUCAGCGCGGAUGCCCUGGCAGAGCGAAUCAGGGAUGGUGAGAUUACAUCUGAUAUGUUUUGUUUGCAAUGAGCAAACAAACAACUGUGCACAGGCUCUACUGACCUCCUGGCACAGUGACAGAUACAAAAUCUAAACACGGGUUGUUGUGUCUUCUUGUGAUCUGGCCUUAAAAAUAUAAAUGGUGUGGUAACUGUGUUUAUUCACUGCAUCGUACAGGAGAUGCUAAAGGAAGAUGUUGUGUGUGAGCCAGCUGUCAUGAACAGCGAGGAUGUCCUGUUCCUCCUUUACACAUCUGGCAGCACAGGGAAGCCCAAAGGUCUUGUCCACACGCAGGCUGGAUACCUUCUGUAUGCUGCGCUCACACACAGGUAUGUCUUCAGCUACCACGAUGGUGAUGUAUUUGGCUGUGUGGCGGAUAUUGGCUGGAUAACGGGACAUAGUUAUGUGGUCUAUGGGCCGCUGGCCAAUGGGGCAACCACUGUGCUGUUUGAGAGCACUCCUAUUUACCCAGACCCAGGAAGAUACUGGGACAUGGUUGAGAGACUCAAGAUCAACCAGUUUUAUGGGGCCCCCACAGCAAUCCGCCUGCUGCUUAAUUAUGGAGAUCAGUGGGUGAACAAGUACGACCGCUCCACCCUCAAAACCCUCGGGUCUGUGGGCGAGCCGAUCAACACCGAAGCAUGGGAGUGGUACCACAGAGUAGUCGGGGACGGACGCUGUCCUGUGGUGGACACCUGGUGGCAGACCGAGACGGGUGGCAUCUGCAUCGCACCAAGGCCAUCAGACCCAGACGCAGAGAUUGUCCCAGGAAUGGCUAUGCGACCCUUUUUUGGCAUUAACCCGGUGCUUAUGGACACUGAGGGCGAAGUGCUGACUUCCAACAACACAUCCGGAGCCCUGUGUAUGGCUCAACCUUGGCCUGGUAUGGCCAGAACCAUUCAUAAAGACCACCAGAGAUUUAUUGACACAUACUUCCAGCCUUAUCCUGGUUACUUCUUUACUGGUGACGGUGCCUAUCGGUCUGAGGAGGGGUACUACCAGAUCACUGGCCGCCUUGAUGAUGUCAUUAACGUGAGCGGUCACAGGAUAGGGACAGCAGAGAUAGAGGACGUAGUGAAUCAGUGUCCUGCAGUGGCUGAAUCUGCUGUCGUAGGGUAUACACACAGCAUCAAAGGACAAGGUGUCUACGCCUUUGUGGUGCUUAAAAAAGGCAUCGAUGUACAAGAGGCAGACUUGUCGAGGCAGCUAAACGGCAUGGUAUCUGAAAAGAUCGCCAAGUACGCUUCUCCGGAUUUCAUCCAGUUUGCCAAGCGUCUGCCAAAAACCCGCUCGGGUAAGAUAAUGCGACGGGUGCUGCGUAAAGUUGUGGAGAGUGACUUGGAGGGUUUGGGCGACCUCAGUACUCUGGAUGAUCCUGCAGCAGUUCAGGAGAUCAUUCAAGGUCACGAGAAACUCUUGAGUAAAAAUGGACCAUAAGGUGUUUUCUGAAGGAGAGAAGAGUGCACAUGGAAAGCUUGCAUGUUGCACUCCAUUUUCAUGAACCAGACCUGUGCCUUUGUAUGAAAACAUAUUUUUAAUUGCCAGAUCAUUCCGAUAGGCUCUUUUAAAAUCUGUCUACACUCUCCAGAUAAACCAGACCCACAAAACCUUUAAAAAGUUCCCACCUAACCUCCCAGAACUUUUUACCAAAUAAUGUUAUUUAAUGAAGCCAGAUGAAAUUUCAAUUUUUGGACUAUUUUACAAGUUAUAUCCCCUUUAAGAAAGGGAAACAUGGAAUUUUCGGGGUUGGAAAAACAAAUGUCAAUGUCAAAUUUGACAAUUUAAAAACUGCAAAUGAGUUAAUUUUACACAAAAAUUCAAACUCUAAAGCCAAAAUCUUGUUUUUGUUCAGCACAAUUUUUCUAACCUUGAGCUUCAAUGUCGCAAGAGGUGGUAUAGAGUCAGAGAAAAAAUUGCACCAAAUUAUUGUCUAUGACACAAUAACAGGAAAAAAGCAUUGCUUGGUGAUAAUUUGCUACAGAGAAGCUCAAAAUGUGAACUUUAGGUAAACUUUAAAGGGUCGUAUCACCAUGUGGGAUUAGAGUCUGGCUGAAAGAAUUUACUACAUAUGAGAGGUCUCUUUUUAGCCUACAUUUUGAUAGGAUGAUUUUUCUAUCAGUGAUUCUUUGGGUCCAAACUAAUUUUCUAUUGUUUCAAAUUUCAUAUAUUAGGUAGGAGAUGGCAUGUGAUGGCUCAAAAAUGCUAGAAGGAAUAAUGUGAAUUAAAAAGCACAAAAUGUUGAUGUACUUCAAGCUGGGAUCAUAGUAUGAAGGUAUAAUUUUGCUUGCCUUCAUGACAUAUACCAAUUUUCAUGUGAGCAGACAUACCGACAUUUCUUAGUAGGAAUUAAAAAGAAUAUUGUGUGAAAGUCUGUUUAUUACACAGUAAUAACCACUUUCCCAUUGGAAAUGUUGUACACUAAGCUACUGUAAAGUCACAUAAAUGCAUUAAAGAUUUACAGAGUUGUUUUUGUUUUUAUCUUAAAAUGUGAACUUUAUGUGGGACCAGAACUUUGAGUGGUGUGACACACAAGCCUUCUUCAAACUAUUAAAGUACCUCUGUUAACAGAACAAAGUGUGCUGUCUGAGAGCACUGGAACGUUAGCGAGUGACACGGCGAGGACCCUUUAUGUUCCUUAUUCCCACACUGAUAUACUAUUGACUCAACAUCAUC
This is a messenger RNA of Neolamprologus brichardi, 3422 nucleotides long. NCBI's taxonomy places the organism in Eukaryota, Metazoa, Chordata, Actinopteri, Cichliformes, Cichlidae. The record is from RefSeq and is a predicted model, not a curated record.